Papaver somniferum (opium poppy) is the source of this 564-nucleotide messenger RNA. RefSeq lists its product as uncharacterized. Gene Ontology annotation, cellular component: mitochondrion. The record is from RefSeq and is a predicted model, not a curated record. Lineage: Eukaryota; Viridiplantae; Streptophyta; Magnoliopsida; Ranunculales; Papaveraceae. Bases 4 to 564 code for a protein of 186 amino acids. The transcript has 3 exons.
AAAAUGAUGGGUUUGGGUGCACUCAGAAACAUGAUUCGCCUAUUUGCAAGAACAGUUUUGAAUCGAAGCGUGGAACGUUUUCCUCUCGGGAUUUCAUCAGCUUCAUCAACUUCUUCAACACCAGAGUUAAGGUCCGUUUUCAGUUGGUUUUUGAACCAAUGUUGUCAAUCAUGGAUGAUUAACAGAUCAAAUGAGUUUCAUAGCUUAACCGAUACUCGAUUGCCUAAGAGAAGACCUGGUUUUACUAAUAGAAGGAAGCGAGCUGGCUUGAAACCCCCAGGUCCAUAUGCUUGGGUUCAAUACACACCUGGAGAACCACUACUUCCAAACACACCUAAUGAAGGUAGUGUUAAGAGAAGGAACGAGAAGAAGCGAAUGGGACAGAGAAAGGCGUUUAUAAAGUCUGAAGCAAAGAAACGAAAAGUUCAGGUGCAAGAAGCUAAAAGGAAGAAGAUCGAGAAAAGAGUUGAGCGUAAGAUGGCUGCAGUAGCAAGGGACAGAGCAUGGGCUGUAAGAUUGGCAGAGCUGCAACAGCUCGAGGCAGCUAAAGCAGCGAAAUCGUAA